AUGGCUCCUGUUCCCUUUACGCCGAAGAGGCCAAGCUCUUCAAUGCCAGCACCGACGCCAUUGACGGCGAGGAGAUUCAAAGCUAUGAUCUCGUCCGAGUCGAAGAUACGUUCCACCAAGACACCUCUCUCCAUCGUACCCGGUACACCCAUGAAACUCUCGCCCUCGAAUUCCAGUUCUUCAAUACAGAGUCGACCUCGUACACCAAACACGCCGCGUAGCAAGUCGAGGGGACCCCCGGACGAUGAUGCGUUGAUAAGUGAGAUGGAUGUAACCAGAGUCGAUCCGGAGGAAGUCUUGGUGGACUAUCAGACUAUUGAAAAUGAUCCAGCAGAUAUGUCUGCUGAAAUAGAUGAAGCGUGGAUUCGGCAAUCUUUGAUCGGCGAGAGCUCUCAUGGUAAAGAAGAUAAGGUCAUGGUCUCCGUCAGGGUGCGAAAUGCAGAGGGCUCGUCGGCUUGGACGGCUGACCCAUCCAGUAACACCCUCAAACUUGAUCCUUCAUGUUCAAAACAUGCUGCAAACCCCUCAACAUCCGGUUCAUUCACUUUCGACGCGAUCCACACGGGAACACCUAACAAACCAAUAUAUCACAUAUCUGCACGAUCUCACGUCUAUGCUGCCAUGGAUGGCUACAACGCUGUCGUAUUCGCCUACGGGCAGACCGCCUCAGGCAAGACUUUCACCCUAUCGGGGACAAAUGAGGAGCCAGGGAUUAUUCCGCGCGCAAUGAGGGACGUAUUUGGAUACAUCAAGAAAACCUCCGAGAGGGAAUACCUUCUGAGGUGCUCGUACCUAGAGAUAUAUAACGAGACCAUCGUGGACCUAUUGGCACCCCCUUCGACUACGGGCUCGAAUGUUGUUCAAAUUCAGGGUACCGGGCCCACUCUACAUCUAUCACCGCUCCGCGAGGAAGUGGUCACGUCGCUCAAAGCCGUUAAAGAAGUACUGAAAAGAGGAGAGGGAAAUCGCAGGACGGCAUGCACAGACUGGAACGAAAGGAGUAGUCGAAGUCAUAGCGUGUUUCGUGUUGUCAUCGAGAGCCGCGAGCGAGAUCAAGAUGCUGGCCGUCAAACACCUGGAGCUGGUGGUCGUCAGACACCCGGCUUAGGCGGCCGGCAAACACCCGGUCUGAAUGGGCGACAAACGUCUGGCCCAAAACUUCAGGCAAGGGGAGGGCGAAGUGUGCAGUCUUCUGUUUUGAGUUUGAUUGAUCUCGCAGGCUCGGAGAAGGCGACGAGUGACAAGGAAAGGACGAGAGAAGGAAAGUACAUCAAUACUAGUUUGCUCACACUAGGGACUGUCAUUGGAACAUUAUCGGAAAACGCUGUCAAGGGAAAGGCUGACCACGUCCCAUUCCGGAACUCGAAGUUAACACGUCUUUUGCAACCGUCACUAUCUGGAAACGCUCGUAUCAGUGUGAUCUGCACUAUCAAUCCCGAUGUUAACGCUGUCGCCGAAAGUACUAGCACUCUGCUUUUCGCUAAGCGUGUGAAAGGCGUCCAGCUGCAUGCACAGAAGAAAGAGAUCGUCGAUACGGAUGCGCUCAUUGAGCGAUAUCAGAAGGAGAUCGAGGAACUCAAGCGGCGAUUGGCAGAACGAGAAGCCGAAGCCCCAGUCAGAAAUCGACGACUUUCCGCACGAGAGCAAAUCGAUGAAUCCAAAGCCAUGAGAGACCUCAACUCGAGGAUCCAGCAAUUGACGAAACUCAUUUUGACGAGUCAGAAUGUCGAAGAGAACGCUGGCGAUGCCUCGAGGCCGGCAAGCCCGGUCAAGAUUGACUUCGACAUGUCUCCAUAUCAGCUGCAACAAGAACUUCUCAAUGCACGGCUCCAACUAGAAUCACAGGCUUCACAGAUACUUUCUCUUGAAGCUGCUCUCCUCGACCGUUCGCCGCUGUCACCAUCAGCAACAGAAAGCGAGAAGGAUAAACUGAUCACGGAGCAGGCUAAGACUAUCCGAGAACUUGAAAUAGUUGUGAAGGGCUACGAAGAUAACCUUGGCGAACCGCUGAGGCAAGUCAAGGAGGACGUGGAGAAGGAGUGGUCGGACAAGGUGAGGCAGGAGAAGAAAAAGAAGGAAGAGAGCGAGCGGUGGGCUGAGGAGUUGGUUAAGCAAUUGGAGAAAGAGAAAAAGACGCGUACAAAAUUGGAGGAAGAACGUAGGGCACUUGCUGCAUUCGUCAGCAAGUUUGAUUCGUUGGGGCUGGGCGGGUUCGCGACAAGCAUUCCUACUCCCGCGAGACCAACGUCAGCACUGUCUGAGCGAAAAGUAAAUCGUUUACCAAUAUUUCCACCUUCGCGAGCGUUGCCCGUAAUGCAGGAAGAGGAUGAGAUGGCUCUCGUAGAGGCUCAGCUUGCGGAUACCGAGCUAGUCGACGCGUCUCCCCUACGCGGAGACUAUCGAGGCCAACCUAGUCUUCUUGAGCAAGCUAUGCCCGGCGAAGAGGAUUGGAGUAUGCUGAACGAAGUAAGUUUCGAAGCAGAGGUUGAUGUCGGCGUUAGCACUGAAGUUGGUCCGGCUGUGAUGCCCUCCAAAGGUGCGAAGGGGGAGCAGGGUAAAUCCCGGUUGCAGAAUGCGGGCAAGGAGAACUUGCCGUGCUAA
Molecule: messenger RNA, 2601 nt
Organism: Pleurotus ostreatus (oyster mushroom)
Lineage: Eukaryota; Fungi; Basidiomycota; Agaricomycetes; Agaricales; Pleurotaceae
Gene: KIP2
Product: Kinesin-like protein kip2
Exons: 9
Coding region: 1-2601 (866 amino acids)
Biological process (GO): microtubule-based movement
Molecular function (GO): ATP binding; microtubule binding; microtubule motor activity
Source: RefSeq, a predicted model, not a curated record